Messenger RNA from Daldinia caldariorum, 2133 nucleotides. Its product is annotated as bifunctional 6-phosphofructo-2-kinase/fructose-2,6-bisphosphate 2-phosphatase. The coding region runs from base 1 to 2133 and encodes 710 amino acids. Lineage: Eukaryota; Fungi; Ascomycota; Sordariomycetes; Xylariales; Hypoxylaceae. The record is from RefSeq and is a predicted model, not a curated record. Gene Ontology annotation, cellular component: cytosol. Gene Ontology annotation, biological process: fructose metabolic process; fructose 2,6-bisphosphate metabolic process. The transcript has 3 exons. Gene Ontology annotation, molecular function: ATP binding; 6-phosphofructo-2-kinase activity.
AUGAAUAAUCAUCAUCAGCUUCACGUUUCCCACUCGUCGAUUCCUCGGUCUAUACCUACGCCGCCGGAGCAAAUCAUUGCGACUGAGUCUGAUCCUCCCAUUACAAGCUUCGAUGUCGCCCCAGCGACUGUUGAGAGAGAUGAUGCAUCUGCAUCACCACCCACGCCUACUUCUUUAAAUGGGGACAGUCCUGCAUUAUCUCACAAAGGAACACCUAUCCAAACUGGGCUCUUACCACCUACGCUCAACAGCCUUCCUCAUGUUAGUCUUGGUCCAGCUGCGCAUCCCUCUGCGCAUCCCACCGCGCACCCCUCGUCCCUGGCUAGUGCGCUCAGAGCCCUGAAUGAAGGGCCUAGCGGAGGCGCCUUUCAUCAUGAGUAUGCGCCUUCGUCUAACGAUUCUCCCUACACAAAGAGUAUUUCCUCUACUGCUCCGACUUCGCCCCGAAUUCCUCCCCUCCGACAGAAUUCCGGUUCCCAGACUCCUCGAGUUCGUCCUCAUGCGACAACCCUCAGUAUACCUGGCAUGACUCGAUCGCUUGUUUCUCCUGAUGGAAGAAUUGCCGACCGAGAUGUCGCUGCAAAACUUGUCAUUAUUAUGGUUGGUCUGCCGGCAAGGGGCAAAUCAUAUAUUACGAAGAAGCUUCGAAGAUAUCUUUCUUGGCAACAACACAAUACUCGGAUCUUCAACGUCGGUAAUCGAAGACGUGUCGCGGCUGUAAGUCCGCCAACCAUGCAUCACAAAGAUAGCUCCAUGGAUAUGCCAACUCCUUCGACGACAAUCUUGGUUAACGGUGUUCAACCACCAACUGAUUCCCCGGCUCGGAAGAGGUCUUCCCCUCAGGAUCAGGAUGACCCCGCCCCAAAGCCUAUGGAUCAGUCCGCCAAAUUCUUCGAUCCCAACAACGAGCAAGCGUCGAAGCUGAGAGACGAAAUUGCCAUUGAGACCCUGAAUGAAUUGCUAGAUUAUUUAAUCAGUGGUGGGGGCUCGGUUGGAAUUCUCGAUGCCACGAACAGCACAAUCGAACGCAGGCAGAAACUCUUCGAUCAUAUCAAAGCUAGGGAGCCCCAACUUGGCAUUCUGUUUAUCGAGAGCGUCUGUAAAAAUCCUCAGCUCCUGGAAGCCAACAUGCGCUUGAAACUUUCCGGUCCUGAUUAUAAGGACAAAGACCCCGUCAAGUCAUUGGAAGAUUUCAAGGAGCGCGUGAAGGCCUACGAGAGUGCAUAUGUCCCCUUGGGAGAUUAUGAAGAAGAGCACGAGAUGCAAUACAUCAAGAUGACGGAUGUCGGCAAGAAACUUACCCACUAUGGGCUAGGCGGGUUUCUCAGCAAUAGCAUUGCCAACUAUCUAUCUUCUUUCAACCUAUCGCCUCGACAAAUAUGGAUUACACGUCAUGGCCAAUCCACGGAUAACAAACUGGGCAAGAUUGGCGGUAAUUCCGAACUGACUGACCGCGGGCACUAUUACAGUCUCUGUCUGUACAAGUUCGUCACACAAAAGCGUCGAGAAUGGUUGGUAGAGCAAAAGAACAAGAUUGCGCAGGCAUCAUUCCCUCCCGUACGGGGGGAUCAGUCACCGCCUUAUCCUGAUCUCAGCCGCGAGCUUGAUGAGAAGAAUUUCUGCGUGUGGACAUCGAUGUUGACACGCAGUAUACAGACGGCCGAGUACUUCGAAGCAGACGAGGAUUAUGACGUCAAGAAUUGGGAAAUGCUCAACGAGCUUAACGCCGGCAAGUUUGAAGGCUUGACAUAUGAGGAGAUCGCCCGUACUCACACUGAUGAGUAUACCAAACGCCAAAUGGACAAGCUGCAAUACGUUUACCCCGGCGUUGGAGGUGAAGGUUAUCUCCAAGUCAUCGGCCGUCUUCGGGACAUGGUACAAGAGAUUGAGCGAAUCAAGGACCACAUCAUGAUCAUUGGACACCGUUCUGUAUGUCGUGUCCUAAUGGCGUACUUCAUGGACCUCACCAGGGACGACAUCGCAGACCUAGAUAUGCCAUUGGGUAUGCUCUAUGCUAUUGAGCCCAAGCCAUACGGUAUUGAGUUCCACGCGUACAAGUACAACGAAGCGAAUGGUUGGUUUGACGAAAUCCCCGACUACAAACCGUCGAGAACGGUGGACCGCAGCGCUUAA